CGUGACCCGAUUUCUCGGAUGCUGGUUCCGAGCCGAUAGAGAACGGCUGCUGCUGCUAUUGCUGCCUCUGCUGCUAUUGCUUGACCUCCUGCAUCUACGACGAUUCUUUGGCUGAAACUCGAGCGAGACGUCAAAGCAGUCUUACCGUCACCAUCAUGAGACCAACAUUGCCAUCUCUGAUCCAUAUCCUGGUCCCUGUCAAACGGUCCAUCGACUAUGCAGUUAAAAUCCGAGUAGCUUCUGACCAGAAGGGUGUAGACACUUCGGUGAAGCAUUCGAUGAAUCCCUUCGACGAGAUCGCCGUCGAAGAAGCCAUCAAGCUCAGGGAGAGGUCCAAAGAGCUGGUGGAAUCCAUCACUGCAGUCUCCAUUGGCCCUGCCAAAUCGGUAGACACCAUCCGUACAGCCUUGGCGAUGGGAGCCGACACCGGUAUUCACAUCACCACCCCUGAAAACGUUACUGUCGAGCCCGUUUCCGUCGCGCAUGCCUUGAAGGCCGUGGUCGAGAAGAACAAGUACGACCUCAUCAUCAUGGGCAAGCAGGCGAUCGAUGAUGAUUCAGGAAGUACGGGAGGAAUGUUGGCUGGUAUGUUGGGAUGGAGUCAGGCUAGCUUUGCCAGUAAGCUGGAAGUUGAGUCCAGUGGCGCUGUAAAGGUCACGAGGGAGAUUGACGGAGGUUUGGAAAAAUUGGAGACAAAGUUGCCAGUUAUUGUCACCACGGAUCUGAGAUUGAACGAACCGCGCUUUGCGACACUCCCAAAUAUCAUGAAGGCGAAGAAGAAGAAGAUCGAGUCCUUCAAGCCUGAGGAUCUGGGUCUGGACUUUAAACCAAGAAUGGAGACUAUUUCCGUGUCAGAACCACCAGUACGACAAGGAGGGCAGAAGGUGGAAAGCGUGGACGAGCUCAUCUCCAGGAUGAAGUCUGCUGGUGUCGUGUAGAGCAUGUAACA
Molecule: messenger RNA, 949 nt
Organism: Kockovaella imperatae
Lineage: Eukaryota; Fungi; Basidiomycota; Tremellomycetes; Tremellales; Cuniculitremaceae
Exons: 7
Coding region: 156-938 (260 amino acids)
Cellular component (GO): cytosol
Molecular function (GO): electron transfer activity
Source: RefSeq, a predicted model, not a curated record